Molecule: messenger RNA, 1458 nt
Organism: Bufo bufo (common toad)
Lineage: Eukaryota; Metazoa; Chordata; Amphibia; Anura; Bufonidae
Product: piggyBac transposable element-derived protein 4-like
Exons: 2
Coding region: 1-1458 (485 amino acids)
Source: RefSeq, a predicted model, not a curated record
AUGUCUCAGAAACAGUACACUGCAGAUGAGGCUUACGAACUGCUGUGCUUAGACAGUGAGCUGUCUGAUAACGCUGAUAGUGAUGUCAGUUUCUGUGGUUUUGAGGAGAGCGACACAGAGAGCUCUGACAGUAGUCUGCACGCUGGACGAUUAUCAAAGAGGUGCAGAACCACCAAACCACAAAAUUCAGACACGCCUAGCACCAGCAGAGAUGUCACAACUACAAGUGCACCAAGUUCAGACACGCCUAGCACCAGCAGAGUUAUACCAACUUCCAGCAGAGAGGCACAAGUGCCUGAAACGCUCCCUCAAAUUGCAUCUCUGAAUUGGCAACCCCCAAGUACAGGCAUCCCGUUUGUCCCAGAAUUUAAUGCUGUACCAGGUGUUACACUGGAUGUAACUGGAUUUGACCCACUACAGUUUUUUCAGCUGUUUUUACCGGACGACCUUUUUGAGCUUUUUGUAAAAGAGACAAAUUUAUAUGGUGCUCAAUAUAUUUCAAAUAACCCCUCCUCUUACUAUGCCCGGCCUGGACAAUGGACACCCACAAAUGUGGAAGAAAUGAAAAAAUUUUUGGCCUUAACAUUUUCAAUGGGUAUCGUAAAAAAAACUACAAUACGGUCUUAUUGGGAGGCAAGUCGCAUCCAUAGCACCCCAAGUUUUGCAACUGUUAUGUCCAGACAGCGAUAUGAAAUACUCCUCAAGUUCUUCCAUUUCAAUGACAACAGUCAGUGCCCCUCAAAUUCUUCUCCGGAUUACGACCGGUUAUAUAAAAUUAGGCCGCUUCUAGAUUAUCUGUCAGAAAAAUGUUUAACUGUUUAUACCCCCUCUGAAAAUGUCUCAGUUGAUGAGUCACUUGUAAAAUUUAAAGGAAGGUUACAUUUCAAGCAAUUCCUUCCAUCCAAGCGGGCCAGAUAUGGCAUCAAACUUUACAAGUUGUGUGAAAGCACAACAGGUUACACUUCUGCAUUUCAAGUGUACCAAGGGAGGGACAGCGAAUUAAACCCCCAAGGAUGCCCAGCUGGUUUAGGAACAAAUGCAAAAGUUGUCUGGGAACUAAUGGGUCCACUGUUACAAAAGGGUUACAAAUUAUUUAUAGACAAUUACUACACAAGCAUUCCCCUUUUCCAGAGCCUGCAAGAAGCAAAUACGGGAGCAUGUGGCACAUUCAGGAGAAAUCGCAGAGGUUUUCCACAAUCCCUGCUGGCAAAAAAACUACAAAGAGGACAAUCUGAUGCCCUUCGUAGUGGCAACCUGCUGGCACUACGCUACAAGGACAGAAAAUAUGUACUUAUGCUAAGUACGAUUCACACAGAAGCCACAGUGCCAGUAAGAGAAAGGGGGUCAACCACCGAUAAGCAAAAACCGACUUGCAUACUAGAAUACAAUAAGUACAUGGGGGGCACUGACCUGUCUGAUCAGGUACUUAAACCAUACGAGUGCAUAUCAGAACUGUAA